AUGACGUUCCACUCGAGUCGUCUGCGCUCUGUCCAACGAACCCUCGUUGAGUGCAAUCGCACAAGAUCAACUGGUUCUCUGACUCAUUCGCCCUGCCCUGCCCAAAGCCUGCGACCCGGCUCGAAUCAAAUUUGUCGCUUUGUCCCCACCAUCCCCCACCACCAAAACCUCCCCCGCCGCACGCGGUUCUUUUCUUCCACCCCUCGUUCCAGCGCGCUCGACACAAUGCCCAAGGAUAAGGUGUCAUUCACCCUCAAAACCCCCAAGGGGACAAAGGACUGGGCUGGCUCCGACGCCCUUCUCCGCGACCGCAUCUUUUCCACCAUUACCAACGUGUUCAAGCGCCACGGCGGCACAGCCCUCGACACCCCCGUCUUCGAGCUGCGCGAAAUCCUCGCAGGCAAGUAUGGCGAGGACUCGAAGCUCAUCUACGACCUGCAGGACCAGGGGGGCGAGCUCUGCUCCCUGCGCUACGAUCUGACCGUCCCUUUCGCCCGCUGGCUCGCCAUGAACUCCGAUAUCCGCAGCAUCAAGCGCUAUCACCUCGCCAAGGUCUAUCGUCGCGACCAGCCGGCUGUUAGCAAGGGCCGCAUGCGCGAGUUCUACCAAUGUGACUUCGAUAUCGCGGGCGCUUUCGACCCAAUGGUCCCCGACGCCGAGGUGCUCCGGAUCGUGAGCGAGGUGUUCGAGGAGUUGGGAUGGAAUGGCAAGUACACCAUCAAGCUCAACCACCGCAAGAUCUUGGAUGGAAUGUUUGCUGUGUGCGGAGUGCCCGAGAACUUGGUCCGUCCGAUCUCGAGCGCUGUCGAUAAGCUGGAUAAGAUGCCGUGGGCAGAUGUGCGCAAGGAGAUGGUUGAGAAGGGUCUGGAUGGAGCUGUUGCGGACAAGAUCGAGACCUAUGUUAUGAAUAAGGGAUCGCGCGAGCUGGUGGACAAACUCCUCGCUGACGAGGCGCUUACCGCUAACGCGUCUGCUAAGGCCGGUCUGGACGAUAUGGCUCUGAUGAUGGACUACUUGGAAGCCUUUGGUGUUCUAGAGAACAUCUCUUUCGAUAUGUCACUGGCUCGUGGCCUGGAUUACUAUACUGGCGUUAUCUAUGAGGUUGUCACCGAAGGCUCUGCCCCUGCCGUGCAAUCUGGAGCCCCGGAGGCUCAGAAGCUCGUCAAGAAAGACAAGAAGGCCUCUGAAGAUGAUGACCGAUCAAAUGACCCCACCCUUGGUGUCGGUAGUGUGGCUGCUGGUGGCCGCUACGAUAAUCUCGUGGGUAUGUUCCUGCCCAAGGCGCAAGUUCCUUGUGUGGGUAUCUCUUUCGGUGUCGACCGUAUUUUCUCUAUUACCAAAGCCCGUCUUGAGCGGGAGCAAAAUGCCAACCAGCUUCGCGCCAGCGAAGUGGAUGCUUUUGUCAUGGCCUUUGGUGGAAAGGGCUUCACUGGUCUGUUGAAGGAGCGCAUGCAAGUGUGCGAGAAGCUGUGGAGCGCUGGCAUCAGAGCUGAAUUCUCCUAUAAACUGAAGCCCAAGCUUCCACAACAAUUCAAGGCUGCCGAGCAAAGCGGCGUUCCUUUUGCUAUCAUUCUCGGCGAAGAGGAGCUGGCCGCUGGCAAGGUUAAGAUUAAGGAGAUGGGACUCAAGGAUGACCACCCCGAGAAGGAGGGUGUCGAGGUUGAACUGGCUCAGCUGGUACCCGAAUUACAAUCACGCCUCAACAAAAAGAAGGAAACCGACGGCGUGUCUGAGCUGACUGAGAAAGUCCAGGCCACCCAGGUUUGA
Messenger RNA from Penicillium chermesinum, 1767 nucleotides. Its product is annotated as histidine--tRNA ligase. The record is from RefSeq and is a predicted model, not a curated record. The transcript is spliced from 2 exons. Lineage: Eukaryota; Fungi; Ascomycota; Eurotiomycetes; Eurotiales; Aspergillaceae. Gene Ontology annotation, biological process: mitochondrial translation; histidyl-tRNA aminoacylation. Bases 1 to 1767 code for a protein of 588 amino acids. Gene Ontology annotation, molecular function: ATP binding; histidine-tRNA ligase activity. Gene Ontology annotation, cellular component: mitochondrion.